This is a messenger RNA of Papaver somniferum (opium poppy), 1614 nucleotides long. Its product is annotated as cyclin-dependent kinase F-4-like. NCBI's taxonomy places the organism in Eukaryota, Viridiplantae, Streptophyta, Magnoliopsida, Ranunculales, Papaveraceae. Gene Ontology annotation, molecular function: ATP binding; protein serine/threonine kinase activity. Gene Ontology annotation, cellular component: cytoplasm; nucleus. The coding region runs from base 39 to 1445 and encodes 468 amino acids. The transcript has a single exon. The record is from RefSeq and is a predicted model, not a curated record. Gene Ontology annotation, biological process: protein phosphorylation; intracellular signal transduction.
UGGUGGUAUACCGAUCGAUUGUACGUCACUGGAGCAGAAUGGAACGUUAUAAGAUAAUUAAGAAAGUUGGUGAAGGAGCGUUUGGAAGCGUUUGUCAAGCGUUAGAUACACAAACUGGUGAAAUUGUUGCGAUAAAGACGAUGAAGCAAAAGUAUCAUUCACUCGAAGAAUGUCUGAAUCUUCCAGAAGUGAAGUCAUUAAGAAUGAUGAAGAAGCACAAAAAUAUUGUGCAACUCAAAGAAAUCUUAAUGGAAAAUAACAUCUUAUACUGCGUUUUCGAGUAUCUGGAGUGCGACUUGUUCAAGCUUAUAGUGAGCAGGGCAAAAAAUCCUUUCUCGGAGGAUCAAAUAAGAAAUUGGUUUUUUCAAGUAUUUCAAGCUCUUGACUAUAUGCACCGGUGUGCUGGAUACUUUCAUCGGGAUCUUAAACCGGAGAAUUUAUUGGUAACAAAAGAUGAGUGGACGAUAAAAGUGGCUGAUUUUGGUCAAGCACGAGAAAUCUGUUCUCAGCCACCUUUUACAGAUUAUAUCUCGACACGCUGGUAUCGAGCACCUGAAGUUUUAUUAAAAUCAUCCUCGUACAGCGCUGCAGUGGAUAUGUGGGCAAUGGGUGCAAUCCUGGCUGAAUUGUUUAGGCUCUCUCCUCUUUUUCCUGGGACAACUGAAGCAGAUGAGCUUCACAAAAUUUGCAGUGUUAUUGGAAGUCCGAAUCAAGAAUCAUGGGCAGAGGGACUACAAAUUGCAAAAUCGAUCGGCUUUCAAUUUCCACAACUUCCAGGUGUUCCUGAUCUUAAAAGGUUGAUACCGUCCGCUAGUGAUGCUGCUUUAAGUCUCAUAAGAUUACUUUGUUCGUGGGAUCCAAGCAAGAGACCAACUGCGCAAGAGGCUCUUCAACAUCCUUUCUUUCGGUCUUGCUAUUACAUUCCCCCGUCUCUUCGUUCAAGAACUAGUCUGGGAACAGCUACAUCAGUACCUCUACCUGGUAGAACGAUUCAGGUAAUAACACCACGGACGGAGCAGGUGAUCAAUCCAAUUAUGCCUCUUCUCAAUGGGAAGAAUCCAGAAGGAAUUACAGCAGCAGCAGUACCACCACAUAUGAAGACUGGAGGGUGGCAUGGAAGCACCACAUUCGCAGCAGCAGCAGCACCACAACAUAUGAAGACUGGAGGGUGGCAUGGCAGCACCACAUUCGGAGCAGCAGCAGCAGCACCACCACAUAUGAAGACUGGAGGGUGGCAUGGAAGCAGCACAUUCGCAGCAGCACCACCACCACCACAUAUGAAGACUGGAGGGCGGCAUGGCAGCACCACAUUUGCAGCAGCAGUACAUAUGAAGACUGGAGGGUGGCAUGGCGGCAACAUUUUUAAUGGUCACCUCGGCCGCCUGCCUCACGGGAAUUCCUCAGUCACUGGAGGAAGGUUGGGUGAUGAAAUUUAUAGAUAUUAGAGAGGGGAAUGACUCGCUUUGCCUGUUAUAUCUUUCCCUUGUUUUGGUUUCUUUUAGUACUUUUGAAGUUGAUGAAAUGUUAUCAAUUCAUGAGAAGUUCUGUAACUUCAGUGAAUUUUUUUAUUGAUCAAUAAGACGGUAUGACUUUGUUUUAUAAAAGAAUGAAAAG